AACCACCACUCAACCUGGUUUUUGCUUUCUCCCGUCAUAACCACAACCCUGCCCAGAAAGCGACACAACAAACACUACUCUCGACCAUUUAUAAUCAAACACAGCACGCGCGCGCGCGCGCGCACACACUCUCUCUCUCUCUCUCUCUUUCUCUCUCUCAUGGCUUCCAUUUCUCCUCCGACCUCUCGCAACCUGGUCUUCCCCAACCCCAAAUUCCUCUCCCCUUCCCCUCUGAGAAGACCAUCCUACCCGUCCCAGCCCCACUCCCUCUCCGUCUCUAGUAUUUCCGACUCCUUCAUCUGCCGCUCCCACCACAACGCCUCAUCCUCUCCAGACAACACCAUCCGCUGGCGAUGGGACUCUCUGCUCCACGACGUCGUCAAGACCGCGAUCGAACGCUUCAAUUCCUACUUCAACUCCAACCGGAAAGAGGGCGACGAUGUUCGCGAUGGUGCUGAGCGAGAGCCGAAAUUCAGAGAGGAAGAAUGGGAUUGGGGUCGCUGGGGCAAGCAUUUCGACGAAAUCGAUGGCCAGGAAUGCCUUGCCUCCAUUCUUAAGUCAAAGUUAGGUCAUGCUGCAUAUAUAGAGGAUUAUGAAGAUGGUGCUAGGCUCAAGGUGGCCAUUGCUGCUGCAGCUACAAAUGAUACUGUUGGCAGAGUUAUGUCUCAUCUGAAUAAAGCCAUAGAGGAAGAGCGUUUUCAGGAUGCAGCUUACAUACGAUACAAUGCUGGUGCUGGAUUGGUCGGAUGGUGGGCUGGCAUUGCAAAAGAUAUCAAUGAUCCCCAUGGUCUAAUUAUUCGAAUAACGGCAGAGCAUGGAAGAUAUGUGGCAAGAAGUUAUAGCCCUCAGCAACUUGCUACGGCUGCAGCUGGUGUUCCCUUGUUUGAAGUUUUUCUCACAGUGAACAAGAGAGGUGAAUAUAAACAGAAGGCCGUGUACUUAGAGUGGAGGGGAGUUUUUGAAGGUUCUUUGACAGUUCGCUCUAAAACAUUUGAUGCCACUAGCAGCUUGAAUCCAUUAGACUCAACGGAAGACAAUGGUGAUCUGUUUGCUGUGAAUACUGAAGAUCCCAAAGAUGGUGAUGAUAGGGACGAUAGUUCUGAUCUAGCUGACGGUCUGUCUGGUUUCCAGAACAUAUUGAAGGAUAUGAUUCCUGGUGCGAAGGUCAAGGUUUUAAAAGUGACAGCACCAGGGAAGGUAGACAGAGAUUUAAUAUCUAAAGUGAUUGAGCAGAUUAUAGAGGAAGAAGAUGAAGACAAGGACAAUGAGAUAGAUAGGGUAGAAGCAGAAGAUCAAGAUGAUGGGGAAAGUGACCAAGAGGCAGAUGAAAUUGAAAUGGAUGCUGAUCCUGGAAUUAUUGAAAGAGAGGAGCAAAAUGAAAUUGCAGUUAAAGUUGUUGUGGGUGGUCUUGUACAGAAACUCUCCAACAGUUUGCCUACUAAAGAUUUACUACGAAUACCUGCUAAGCUAGAGAAGAAGGGGCGUUUUUCAUUUUCCUUAUCUAUAGAGAAAAGCAUCAAUGAGCAGGAUUCUGGUGUCAAGAAACAAGCUUCAGUAGAUAAAUCAGCUAAGCCUCGAGGUCAACACAAGAUUGACCAUGUUGUGUUGGAUCUUGCUAAAUUCAUUGGUAGGAAGAAGAUACCCUUGAAGGUUCUCAAAGAUGUCGGUGAAUUAAUAAAGCUCUCGCUUAGCCAGGCUCAAAAUUAUCAACCACUUUCUGGAUCAACAACCUUCAAUCGCAUUAAAAUGCCAACAUCUACAGAUCCUCUAAGUGGAAUGUACAUUGGUGCACAUGGGCUGUCCGCAUCAGAAGUCAUUCAUCUGAGCCGAAAAUUUGGUCAGUGGCGAGAGGAUGGUGGGAAAAAGAAGCCAUCAGAUCUUGAAUUUUAUGAAUAUGUAGAAGCCAUAAAACUUAUCGGUGAUCCUUAUGUACCAGCAGGCGAGGUGGCAUUCCGUGCAAAGGUUGGGAAAAGAUAUCAGCUUCCACUUAAAGGGAUCAUUCCAGAAGAACUUGGAGUGAUUGCUCGCUAUAGCCAAGGGAGGCUUGCUGAGCCUGGGUUUCACAAUCCUCGAUGGGUCGAUGGUGAACUUGUUAUUCUUGAUGGAAAGUAUGUUAAAGGGGGGCCUGUUGUUGGAUUUGUCUAUUGGGCCCCUGAAUACCACUUCUUGGUGUUCUUCAAUAGGCUGAGGCUUCAAGAGUAGAUUUUAGCUGUACAUCCUAUGUUCAAGCUUGUAAAUUCGUUGUGCAGAUUUUGUAAGAAUUGGAAGGUAUUAUUACUGAAAAGUUGCUGUUUCCAAGUAUAGUAGAGAAAUCCUGGAGCUCUUCAUCACUCAACUGACCAUUGCACUUGUAAGCAUUAUAGACUCAAUGGGGAGUAGCCAUCCUAGAUUUGAAAUACAAUGAAUGGCCCUUUCCAUUGCUCUUUAUUUUUAGGCACCCCUUUUAUCAAUGUAUGUAUAAAUAUUUGUAGUUCUACAAAUCAAUAAUCAGGAUUUUUCCGUGUAACUUGAUGCAGUAUAUUUCCCAUAUACUAACCUGUAGAUGGUCUUGUGAAAUACUUUAUCUAGAGAUGUAAAUAUGCGAGGCCUGUUGAUGGUCUAAGUUCUGGGAUGCAGUUCAAAACCAUAGAAUUCAAAUGCAAAACAAUCAAAAUUCUUUUCACAAUUAGUAAAGCCAGCAUUUACGCUCA
This is a messenger RNA of Juglans microcarpa x Juglans regia, 2690 nucleotides long. RefSeq names its product protein EXECUTER 1, chloroplastic-like. Gene Ontology annotation, biological process: singlet oxygen-mediated programmed cell death; response to singlet oxygen. Gene Ontology annotation, cellular component: thylakoid membrane. The record is from RefSeq and is a predicted model, not a curated record. NCBI's taxonomy places the organism in Eukaryota, Viridiplantae, Streptophyta, Magnoliopsida, Fagales, Juglandaceae.